Cucurbita moschata (crookneck pumpkin) is the source of this 1299-nucleotide messenger RNA. RefSeq names its product protein JINGUBANG-like. The record is from RefSeq and is a predicted model, not a curated record. Gene Ontology annotation, molecular function: protein binding. NCBI's taxonomy places the organism in Eukaryota, Viridiplantae, Streptophyta, Magnoliopsida, Cucurbitales, Cucurbitaceae. The transcript has a single exon. Bases 259 to 1176 code for a protein of 305 amino acids.
UCGCUUCAUCGUGGAGAAGGGAACAUAUACUCGAUCGCUAUUUCGAAUGGCGUGGUGUUUACUGGCUCUGAUAGCUGCCGCGUUCGUGCAUGGAAGCAGCCCGAUUGCAUGGACCGUGGGUACCUCAAGGCUGCUGCGGGCGGCGUCUGGGCCAUUGCUGCCUAUGGUAUAUUUCCUUUCAAGCAUGCCAUUAGUAGCUACUCAUUUAAUAAUUUCAUGGACCAAAAGUGAGCUGAAUUCACGUGUAUAACAGGAAACAUGUUGUUCACAUCACACAGAGAUUCAAGAAUCAGAGUAUGGAAUUUCACAGCUUCACAUAACCUGACAUCCAAGAAGCUAUGUUCACUCCCCAAAAGAACCUCUUUCCUGUUAUUCUCCAAAACAGAGACCACCCAUCUCCACAAAGACACCAUAUCCUGCAUGGCUUAUUACCACGCCCAGGACCUCCUCUACACCGCCUCCCACGACAAAACCGUCAAAGCCUGGCGGAUCUCCGACCGAAAAUGCGUUGACUCCUUCCUCGCCCAUGAGGACAAAGUCAACUCCAUAACAGUCAACCAAAAUGAUGGCUGUCUCUUCACCUGUUCCUCUGAUGGAACUGUCAAAAUCUGGCGAUGUCUAUACCGGGAGAACUCCCACACACUCACAAUGACACUCAAGUUCCAAACUUCCCCUGUGAAUGCUGUCGUUCUCAGCUCCCACUCUGACGGCGAGACGAUCCUCUACUCUGGUUCCUCUGAUGGGACAAUCAACUUUUGGGAAAAGGAGAGGGUUUCUUACAGAUAUAACCAUGGUGGGUUCUUGCAAGGGCAUCGAUUUGGGGUGCUGUGUUUGGCGGUGGUGGAGAGGCUGGUGUUGAGUGGGUCGGAGGAUACGACGGUGAGGAUAUGGAGGAAGGAGGAGGGGGGUUGUUACCAUGAGUGCUUGGCGGUGCUUGAUGGGCAUAGAGGGCCGGUCAGGUGCCUGGCUGGGAGCUUAGAAAUGGAUAACAUGGAUAUGAGUUUCUUGGUUUAUAGUGGGAGUUUGGAUCAGUCGUUUAAGGUCUGGAGAGUGAAGGUAAUGUUGGCUGAAGAAGAGAACAAUGGUGGGGAUUUGAAGAUGAACAAGCUUUAUGAGAUGAGUCCUGUCCUGUCUCCUUCUUGGGUUGAGAAGAAGCUUCAAGCUUCUAACUAUUAGAACAAUAUAAUCCUUCAUUUCAGUAGAUGAAAAAUGGUAAUUGAAAGGCCCCAAUUCAUUGUUUGUCAAGAACUUGAAACUACAAGAGGAUCUCAAAUCUUUGAUAGAUUCUUGGGUAACAGC